Molecule: messenger RNA, 4212 nt
Organism: Aspergillus pseudonomiae
Lineage: Eukaryota; Fungi; Ascomycota; Eurotiomycetes; Eurotiales; Aspergillaceae
Product: ankyrin repeat-containing domain protein
Exons: 6
Coding region: 1-4212 (1403 amino acids)
Biological process (GO): nucleoside metabolic process
Molecular function (GO): ATP hydrolysis activity; protein binding
Source: RefSeq, a predicted model, not a curated record
AUGCCUUCUCGGGAUAAAUACACAGUGGGCUGGAUCUGUGCCAUCCGCAAGGAAUACGUCGCUGCCCUAGCUUUUCUGGACGAGGUAUACGAGGAAACAUUUGAGCUUUCAAAACACGACAACAAUACUUAUACCUUCGGCAAGCUUGGAGCCCACCUUGUGGUUAUAGCUGUCUUACCGGAUGGCAUUUAUGGUAUAUGCUCUGCUGCGAGCGUCGGGAGAGACAUGUUGCAUAGCUUCCCGAAUGUUAAAAUCGGCCUAUUGGUUGGUGUUGGUGGAGGUGCGCCCAGUCAACGUCACGAUAUCCGCUUAGGUGAUGUUGUUGUCAGUACCCCUAGUAAUACGGCCGGUGGUGUGGUCCAAUAUGAUUUCGGUAAAACCAUUCAAAACAAAAGCUUCCAAUAUACAGGUUUUUGGAAUCAGCCACCGACGUGUCUGCUCACGGCUGUGAGUGUGCUCCGAGCCAAACACGACACCGAGGGCCAUCAGCUCGACGAACAUAUAUCCAAUGUCCUAAAGAAGAACGAAAGAUUACGAAAGGAAUACCAAAGGCCACAUCCAAGCACUGACAAGCUGUACAAAUCUGAAAUUGUUCAUUCCCAUAGCGAUACAUCAGGCAAGCGCAAUGACAGUAAAUCUAAUUUAGUCGUGCGCCCUGAGAGAAGUGGAACCGAUGAUAACCCUAUGAUCCACCAUGGCUUAAUUGCGUCGGCAAACCAACUCAUGAAGGACGCUUCAAUACGCGAUAAGCUUGCAGCAGAAAAGGGGGUUCUAUGCUUCGAGAUGGAAGCUGCAGGUUUGAUGAACCACUUUCCUUGCUUGGUCAUUCGGGGUAUAUGUGACUAUUCGGACACGCAUAAAAAUGACCUGUGGCAAGGUUAUGCAGCAAUGGCAGCGGCAGCUUAUGCAAAAGACCUUUUAUGUUGUUUACCACCAUGGCGGGAUACUAAGGGGAAUCAGGAAGACAAAUUUAUUCGCGAAUGGUUUGCAGGCAUUGACUACUCCAAGGACCAGAAAUAUUACCUGGAUAAAUGGCAAAAGGGGACAGGUGGGUGGCUCAUUAAGUCAGAAGAGUUUGGAAAAUGGUUGGAGAAGGACAACCAGAUUCUUUUUUGCCCAGGCAUUCCUGGUGCAGGCAAAACUUUCGCUGCCUCUUUCAUCAUUGAUCACUUGUGCCAGAACUAUCAGAGGGACGCGGACACGAACACGGGUAUUGCGUACGUAUACUUCGACUGGCAAAAGCCCCAGAUCUCGCGUAGUGAUCUGCUUUCAAGCCUCCUUUCGCAGUUGAUUCGGCCUUCCAUUCCGGAGAUUGUAAGAAGUUUUUACAACCAGCAUAUAACCCGAAAUACUCGCCCUUCAUCGGAUGAUAUUAUGGAUAUCUUGCUGGAAGUCGUUCGCGGGUAUACGAGGACCUUUAUAAUCAUUGACGCGCUGGAUGAAUGCAGUGGCUCUGUCGGGUCACGGUCAGAUAUCCUAGCAAUAUUGUUCAGUCUGCAGGGCAAAACCCGUGUGAAUCUCUUCGUGACAUCGCGACAUAUUCAUGCAAUAGAGACAGAAUUUGACGAAAGAGGGAGUAUCGUGCUCGAGAUUCGCGCUCGCGAUGAAGACAUCCGGAGAUAUCUCGACGACAAUCCUGGGUUGGAAGAAAAGAUCGUAUCGGCAAUUAUAAAAGCAACUGAUGGAAUGUUUCUCCUCGCAUAUCUUCAUUUGCAGUCACUGAAGGAUACGAUAACCAUCUUCGAAAUCAAAAGGACUUUAGAAAUGUUACCUAAAGUUUCUGGCGCAUACAGUGCAGCUUACGACAGGAUUAUGCACAGAAUUGAGCAACAGCCUAUGAACCGCAGAAUACUAGCUGCUCAGAUUCUUUCUUGGAUAUUUCGUGCACGGCGACCGUUGGGAAUCAUCGAGCUACAGCACGCCUUAGCUGUUACAGAGAACUCAUGCUCAAUUGAUUUAGAUAAUAUCCCAGCCAUUGACAUAAUAGUCGAUGUUUGCGCUGGCUUGGUCACCGCCGACAAAAGUUGUGGAAUAGUACGCCUGGUCCACUUCACAGCACAGGAGUACAUUGAUCAAUCUUGGAUAGAACGGUUUCCCGAUGCCGAUGUGAAUAUUGCAAAGACUUGUGUGACCUACCUAUCAUAUGAAACAUUUGAAAGGGGCCCAGCUACGACUUGGGAAGAAUACCGACAGCGAUUAAAAGACAAUCCCCUUUACGAGUAUGUCGCACGGUAUUGGGGUUUCUAUGCUAGGGAAUCCUAUCUCGAAGUCAAACAGUUAACAUCAUAUUUCCUGCGGCAUAGCUCAGUGCUGGCUAGCGCAGCGCAGGUUAUACUGGAAGAAGGAUCUCUCUUCCGUCCGUUGAGGAAACUGGAAGGGGUUAUAGGGUUGCAUAUCGCCGCAUACUUCGGAAUAAACCAUGAAGUUAUAGACUUUCUAAAGGAUACACCAUGCAUCGCUACUGUGGAUAGUUUUGGUCAUACCGCUCUACAUUGGGCAGUGAUGGGAGGGCAGAUUCGGACAGUUGAAGUUCUUCUACAUGGGGGGCUCGAUGUUAAUGUGACAGAUACCGAGAUGAGAGCUGCGUUGCAUUAUGCAGCAAGCCAAGACAACGCUGUACUGACACAUCUCCUGAUAAGCAAAGGUGCACUUACCGAGAUUCAGGAUAUAGAUGGGCAGACGCCCUUACUGGCUGCCGCAGACAAGCUCAGUAUUGCGGCGAUCAAAGAGCUAUUAGAUGCUGGGGCCUUUGUCAAUGCCAUAGAUACAAUGAGUCGGAAUGCAUUACAUUUGGUAGUGCUCGCCGCAAAGGAUAAGAGCGCCAAUCUAGCCCACUUGCUCUUAUCUUGGGAUAUUGAUGCCAGCUUGGCUGAUCUUGAUAACAUGACCCCGCUGCAUUAUGCAGUUGCCACAGGAAAUCGCCAAGUUGUGGAUAUACUUCUCCAGGCGGGCGUCGAUAUUAAUAUUGGCGUUGAGAGAAACUUUUGCACGAUUAGUAUGGAAGCUAAAAAAACAACCUAUCAAAGACGUCAGCCACCUCAAAAUGCAGAAGCGAAUAUUACCAACGCUGUUGGUCUCACACCGCUACAUUUUGCAGCUUGUAGCGGCCACUGUGCAAUGACUGAAUAUCUCCUGGACAAGGGUGCCAAUCCAAACUCACAGUCUCACGACGGGGACACACCAUUGCAUAUUGCCCUGAAUAGAGGCAGCCUAGGAAGCAGUCCAAGGGGAUUGGCAAACGAUGACGCAUGGACGGACAACAGAUGGCAAGUUGAGCUUAGUGCUGACUACAUAUCUGACUAUGAGGGAGAGGAAGCACGCGAGAUCCACGCAUAUAUCGAUGAACAGAGAUCAGCGGUAAUUAAUAUCCUUCUUGCAAGAAGUGAUAUUGAUGUGAAUGUCGCAAACACCGCACUAGAAUCACCACUUCAUAAACUUCGAUAUGACCAAAUUGACUCGGAAGUGAUUGUUCAGUCACUGCUCGAGAAGGGGGCCAAUGCUUUUGCACGUAACUGGAAAGGACAAAGAGCAUUACACCUCGCCUGCAGAGCAGGAAGUUCUAUGAGCGUCUGCAAAUUCCUGGACUGGGGUUGUUCUAUUACCAACAAGGAUUCAGAAGGUUUGACCGCUUUGCAUUACGCCGUGCACCACGAUAGGUGUGACACCAUAUGUCUCGAAACAGACAGACUGGGCAAAUCCUUACUGCAUCAUCAUCUCCAAUCAUGUAUCUGCUCCCUCGAAAUGGUUACCAUACUACUGGACCAUGGUGUGAGAGUUGACGACAUUGACAAAAAUGGAGACACCCCUCUUAGCAUAUACCUGCGGCGGUUUAAAUUGUCAUGCCAGUCAGAAAUUUGCCUCUCUCUUCUGCUGCAGGGAGCUGGUGCACUCUGGACAAGCCCAAAAGGUGAGAACUUAGCGCACCUGGCGAUGCACAAUUGGAAGGCGGAGGUCGAGCUUUUGAAGGUCUUAUCAGAAUACGGUGUGAAUUUGUCCGCGACGGACAAGAUGAGUAAAGAUAUUCUUAACUUCAUUUUGCAAAAGAAUCUCAUCAACUGGAAUGACCAAGACGAGAAAGGAAUGACUCCAUUUAUGUAUGCGCUGGAAGAGUCCAAGAAACCGCGGCAUCCCAACCUAUUUGCGUCAGAUAGAUGGAAGCAUACAUUGGAGAAUCUAAGUAACCUAGCUGGGGCAGAAGGGUUUAAGCCAUAG